Molecule: messenger RNA, 3288 nt
Organism: Entelurus aequoreus (snake pipefish)
Lineage: Eukaryota; Metazoa; Chordata; Actinopteri; Syngnathiformes; Syngnathidae
Gene: ccdc9
Product: coiled-coil domain containing 9
Exons: 15
Coding region: 193-2262 (689 amino acids)
Source: RefSeq, a predicted model, not a curated record
GUCACUUUAAACCCACCACGAAUGGAUCAUAUUUUGGCAGGAAGUGAGUGUCUGCAAACCGGAAGCCAAAUAAUGAGGACGCAGUGAGGCUGGCAAAUAGCUCCACGAACAAACUCUCUGAGCACACCCGAGACGAGUGCAGCUUCAGUGUGGUCCUGUCCACCUGUGUAUGACGACAAGCUAGAGGCGGCCAUGUCUUCAGCAGUGGACUUUAAGACCAAGGAGGAGAAGGAUGCAGAACUGGACAAAAGAAUUGAAGCCCUGAGGAAGAAGAACGAAGCUCUGGUCAAGCGCUAUCAGGAAGUAGAAGAGGACAAGAAAAGGGCCGAGCAGGAGGGCAUCGCCGUGACAACGCCUCGCAAGCCCCGCCCUCACGAGCCAGAGUGGGAACGCAGGAAGCCUGAGAAAGACAACUUCACACUCGCAGACGACCUCUCCAAGGCGUCAAUAGGGCAGGACACCAGAGUGGUGGACGGAUGGAAGCCUCCCACGCCCCGCGGUCGGAAAGCGUCCGAGGAGAGCGAUGGGCACAGAAGGCAGAGCGACAACCACAGUCCCCCCAGGAGGACAGGCUCGGGCCGAGUUGGGAGAGGAGGAGGGCCCAAAGGGGGUGGCGGCGGUCGCCCUGAGAGGAGAGAACGGGAACCGUGGACCCCCAGAGACGGAGAGCCAGCUGAAACAGGAGGACCGGGGCGACGAGGAGGAAGGAGAGGAAGAGGAGGAGACUCGGCAGGCACACCAGGGGGCGUGGACAAGAAGUCCAAGGAAUGGGAGGAGAAGAGGCGACAAAACAUUGAGAAGAUGAAUGAAGAAAUGGAGAGAAUAGCAGAGUACGAAAGAGGACAACGGCAGGACGAAGACAAGCCAAUACGUAACUUCCUGGACGACCCACGGCGUUCCGGCCCGACUCAGGACACAGACCGCAAGGAAGGCAGCAGGAGACACAUGCGAAAUUGGGGUGGGCUGGACUUUGACAACGUGAAGACCGGAGCUGACAUGGAGAAAGAAUGGAUCAGUCGGCGGCCUGGCCCGAGAGGCUCCGCGGACAUGACCAUGUCCAUGACGGGCCGCGAGCGAGCCGAGUACUUGCGCUGGAAGAAGGAGCGCGAGCAGAUUGACGAGGAGCGUCUGGCUCGCCAUCGCAACGCCACCGGCCAGUGGAGACGAGAGUGGGACGCACAGAAGACCGAGGGCAUGUUCAAGGAGGAUGCACAAAUGGCGGCAGAGGGCGUCAUGGCAGAGCAGGGCGGCAGGAGAGAUGAUGGCAAGCGACCCCCUAAAUCCUCCACGUUUGGAGACUUCCUGUCCCAGGGCAGGUCGCAGGGACCCCGGGGAGACCGGAACCAAAGAAGAGGACAGAAGCCCAGUUAUAGUAUGCAUGACAACCGCUGGGAAGGAGAAAAAGAAGACGAGGAGAAGGAAAAGGACAUGCCAAAGCGAGAGAGGAACCAGAAGGAGAAGGACAUGUCCAAAGCUCCCCAGGAACAGAAGGUGGUCGAGGCUGGAGAUGAGGAAGAUGACGACCAGUGGGAAGACGCCAGCGACGGAGAGCAGGACGUGUCCGAUGGAGACGACGAUUCCAGUGGCGACGAGAAGAAAGACGCUGGUAACGCCGACUCCCCCAACUCGCCUCGCUCCAGACCGUCGUCGGCCGGAAGCCCCAAAGAGCGGCGAACGCCCCGGCCCAAGAUCCACAUCCCGCCCCCCUCAGCGGCCUUGCAAGACCCGUCGCAGGCGGGGAAGCCUCCCAGCCCCUUCUCCCCGCUGCACGGUCACCGGCCUGUGUCGGACUGGGGGGAGGAGAUGGAGAUGUUGUCACCACGGAGCAGCAUGGGAGAGAGCCCGCUGAAAUCCCUCAGUGCUGAGAGCAGUCCUGCACCAAAGGAGGAGAAUGUGGAGGACACUGCCCCUAUUGAGGAGGACACAGAGUAUCAAGCCACUCCAGAAAAGGCUGAAGUCCAAGUCACGGUGUCCGAACCAGAGUACACACCUGCAGAAUCCCAGGACAAGCCGCCAUCGUCUGACCUCGCGCCAUCAGAGGUGUCUGACCCCGUCCCCCUGGAGGUCAGCGAAGACAGCCAGGAUCCGCCCGCCACCAACUCACAAGACAAAGCUGACGAUCCACCAACGCCGCCCGCCGUCCUGGUGACCCAGCCCAGCACCACCGAAGCAGGAGACAAAGACGACGAUGCGACCGACGUUGGCGUCACCGAUGCCACAGCCACAUCAGAGAUGUCCUCCAAACAGCCAACCUCAGGCUGAAGCUGCCAGCGACGCUUGCUCGCUCCUGAAGAUGACGACGACGUCGCCAGAGUGAUGUCAUACACUCGUCAACAAAAGAGGAGGGCGGGGCAGAGCCUCGGAGCAGCCAUGCUCAGCCGUCACUCGUCUGUCUGCAGGAGUUGGGCGCCUCCUCGAGCACCCUGCUGCGUCACGUCUCACACUUGCUGCCCACCCGCGCAGACAAGGUAGAAGAUUUGGCAACUUUACAAAUAAAGCCGAGCUGCUGGAAUCAGCCGACCACUCAACCUGUGACCACGCCCCCUGGCUCCGUCAGACGAACCAAUCACAAGCCUGCCCAGUCUGCAGUGAGUGACACUCAAAUUUACCUGAUCUUGUUUACAGUUUUUAUCAGAUUUUAGUGUCCCGUCAGCAGAUAAUACACAAAAAGAUCAACUAUAAGCGAUGUUUGUCUUGUCAAUGAGCUCAGGUUAGUUGAUCUUGCUGCUGCAAUGCAUAUCAGAUCUCACAUCACGGCAAUAAUUCACACUGUGUGCAUAAGUUUCAAGUUUCCAUUUUGUGCAUUCACCGGUCAAAGCAAGAAAACAGAGCACGUGUUGCAAAAAACUGGGACAUUUUUCCUAAACUUUCUAUAUGCGGGAUCGCAACAAUGGACAUUUAAAUGUACGUGUUAUAAGGACUCUCUUCGGGGUGUGAAUCUUUGGGCAUGUGACGAUUCCUGUAUUCACGAUUUGAUUAGAAUCUAUUCUUGAUUAAACACGAUUCUCCAUUCAAACUGAUUCACAAAAUGUAUUAUUUGGUACCAUAUUAUAAUUAAACUUUUUUCAAAACAGGUUAGAAAAGCUCCUUCUGGUUGCAUGGAGAUGGCCAAAAAAAAAUAAAAAUAUAUGAUUGUUUUUUUAUUUGAUUUUUGAAAAUUACGAAUUGAUUUAGAAUCGAGUGGAAUAAGAAUCGCGACUACAAUGUGAAUCGAUUUUUUUUUGUUUACACCCCGAGUCUUAAAGUCCAAAUCAUGCAGUGAAUAAAAUACCUUGGUCAGGGGAAGAA